Molecule: messenger RNA, 2615 nt
Organism: Coregonus clupeaformis (lake whitefish)
Lineage: Eukaryota; Metazoa; Chordata; Actinopteri; Salmoniformes; Salmonidae
Product: pre-B-cell leukemia transcription factor 1-like
Exons: 10
Coding region: 405-1757 (450 amino acids)
Biological process (GO): neuron development; embryonic organ development; brain development
Cellular component (GO): nucleus
Molecular function (GO): RNA polymerase II cis-regulatory region sequence-specific DNA binding; DNA-binding transcription factor activity, RNA polymerase II-specific
Source: RefSeq, a predicted model, not a curated record
UCCAGUGACUGCGGUUCUGUACUGUAUGCAACAAAAGCAAGCGGAUGGAAUAAAUCGAAAUAGCCUGCACUUCAGGUUUCCAUAACCCACCUUCGAUACGGCGUAGUCUCUCGGAGAAAACGGGAUUGUGUUUCGGGAAGACACAGGCUCUGACACAUGAAAGGAAGCGUCCAGAUUCAUAUUUGUAGUUGAAGUCUGCUUAUCAUUUCAGAUCAGAUUUCAGAUUCACUUCAGACCAGCUGGAAGAGCAGAGAGAGCGAGAAAGAGCGCUUGUUUCUCUUCGCCUCCGACUUGGAGAACUCGGGAGCGCGAGCAAGAACCCGGGUGGGUCAGUCGGAAUUUGUCAAGGAUUCUCUUUUGUGAGAUUGACGCGGAGGUGAGAGUUUAUAAAUAGAUCGGAAGAGAUGGACCAGCAGCCGCGGUUGAUGCACUCUCAUGCGGGAGUAGGGAUGGCAUCGCACCCCGGCCUGUCGCAACACAUGGAAGGCACCGGAGGAACGGAAGGCGAUGGGAGAAAACAGGACAUUGGAGACAUUUUACAGCAAAUAAUGACCAUCACAGAUCAGAGUCUGGAUGAAGCUCAAGCCAGGAAACACGCCUUGAAUUGCCACAGGAUGAAGCCUGCUCUCUUCAACGUCUUGUGUGAAAUCAAAGAAAAAACAGUGCUGAGUAUCCGUGGCGCCCAGGAGGAGGAGCCUCCAGAUGCCCAGCUCAUGCGAUUGGACAACAUGUUGCUGGCGGAGGGCGUGUCUGGACCGGAGAAGGGAGGCGGUUCUGCAGCGGCUGCGGCUGCAGCUGCAGCCUCAGGAGGCGGGGCAGGAGCGGAUACUUCAGCGGAACACUCGGACUACAGAGCCAAGCUCUCUCAGAUCAGACAGAUCUACCACACAGAGCUGGAGAAAUACGAACAGAUGGUAUCCCAUGGCGGAUGGAGGGGGGAGAGUUACACAGGGAGUCAUGGCAACGGAAACAAGGCUUGUAACGAGUUCACUACCCAUGUGAUGAACCUGCUGAGGGAGCAGAGUCGCACGCGGCCCAUCUCUCCCAAGGAGAUAGAGCGCAUGGUGGGCAUCAUCCACCGCAAGUUCAGCUCCAUCCAGAUGCAGCUCAAACAGAGCACCUGCGAAGCCGUCAUGAUCCUGCGCUCACGCUUCCUCGACGCCAGACGGAAAAGACGGAACUUCAACAAGCAGGCGACAGAGAUCCUGAAUGAGUACUUCUACUCCCACCUGUCUAACCCCUACCCUAGUGAAGAGGCCAAGGAAGAGCUGGCCAAGAAGUGCUCCAUCACAGUUUCACAGGUUUCCAACUGGUUCGGAAACAAAAGAAUCAGAUACAAGAAAAACAUUGGAAAGUUCCAGGAAGAAGCCAAUAUGUAUGCUGCCAAAACUGCCGUCAACGCGACCAACGUAUCCUCACAUGGAAGCCAGGCUAACUCGCCCUCCACUCCAAAUUCUGCAGGUUCUGCUGGCUCUUUUAACAUGUCAAACUCCGGCGACUUGUUCAUGAGCGUGCAGUCUCUCAAUGGGGACUCGUACCAAGGUGCUCAGGUUGGAGCCAACGUGCAGUCACAGGUGGAUACCCUUCGCCAUGUUAUCAGUCAGACAGGCGGAUACAGUGAGGGCCUCACAGCCAGCCAGAUGUAUAGUCAGCAGAGCAUCAAUGCAAAUGGAGGCUGGCAGGAUGCUACCACCCCCUCAUCAGUGACAUCACCCACAGAAGGACCCGGAAGUGUUCACUCUGACACGUCCAACUAAUCCCUCCACCCUCCUCCUCCACCACUGUCCAGACACCCCCAACCUCAACCCUCGAUCAGCCAGCUCGCCAGUCAGCUCCCCAUCAGAACUGGAGAUGACACUAGACUUGUCACAGGGCAGGAGACCUCUCUCUACAGGUGGGGACUACAGGAUGAAACGCCAUCAUCACCACCACAGACAGUUCUUCACGUGUCAUGUCCCGUCUCUACAACCAGCUAUGACACAGUCAGUCAGUACCCUGAGUAGGGCUCUGUUCUCCCAUCUAUCUACGACCCCAUUCACUGUCUGUUUGUACAGUUUUCUUCACCAGAUAUCCAUGUUGCCUCUGUGUGAUCAUCUGACAAACAGUUACAACACGUAUACACAGUAUGGCCCGUAUCUUGUAGAUUGAAAUGCUUUUCUCACUAUCUCUAUUGACGAUAACAAAAAAAAAAAAACUGACAACAACGGAAAGUCUUCUAAAAAAGCGUAGUGUUUUGUUUUUUACUUUGUAAUUACUGAUAUUGACAGUAGCUCCCAAUCUCCCUUGUACUGCCUCAAGGGUUGUUUGGAGGACAGUUUUGCCUUUGUGACAAGUUUUACCCUAUAUAAUUACUUCAUUCACAACAUUUGUUUUGUCCAUAGUGCCAAAGUUCAACACAGGAGGUGAAUUUUUAUAAUAUGACAUUGUGCACUUGUAGAAAAAUACAUAUCCAUCUGACGUUUCACAUCACAUACCGUAGCUUAAUUACAUUUCUUGUUAGUAGCUAACAAUGGGAUGCUUUGAAAGGAGAACCUUGAGAUUCAAAUGUUCCUCCUCAUUCUAGCCAUUCUGUUUCAGAGCUUCUACAAUGGGUAAUAAAACAUGACACAUUUUUA